Molecule: messenger RNA, 3970 nt
Organism: Sarcophilus harrisii (Tasmanian devil)
Lineage: Eukaryota; Metazoa; Chordata; Mammalia; Dasyuromorphia; Dasyuridae
Gene: XKR5
Product: XK related 5
Exons: 7
Coding region: 102-2255 (717 amino acids)
Biological process (GO): apoptotic process involved in development; phosphatidylserine exposure on apoptotic cell surface; engulfment of apoptotic cell
Cellular component (GO): plasma membrane
Source: RefSeq, a predicted model, not a curated record
UGAGGUUGUGGGGCGGGGCGCGCGCCUAGAACGCUAGGAUUCCGCCUGCUCUGUGUCGGUGUCCUGCCCAGGAUGGCUGCAGCUCGGGGAAGGCGUUGAGGAUGCCCGCGGGAUACCUAGUACUCUGCGCUCUGCUGCUGGCGGCGGAGCAGGGCGCGCGCCUCUGCACAGUGGUUUAUUACUUUUACACUGAGCAGUAUCUGUGGGCAUGGCUAACUGUCUCAGCUCUCCUUCCUGGAUGCCUGACUCAGGGCCUAAGUUAUCUAUGGUUCCUAGCAGAUGGUCAUCCAGUCAGCUGUUCUCUGGUUAUUAUACAUCUCUUGCAUCUCGGCAUAUGGAAACGGCACUGGGAUGCCCUCCUGGCAGUCAUAGCAAAGAAAGAGGAACCUCCUGGAUUGGGAAAAGUGCUGCUACAACAAGGGGAUCUCUUUGUGCUUCGGCUGCUUGAAGCCCUCAUCCAGAUGGGGCCCCACCUUCUGUUGCAGACAUAUGCUUUCAUGGCAAAUGAUUUAAAAGAGCCUGUCUCAGGUGUGAGUGCAGUCCUGUCCUGGUCAUCUCUGUCCUUGUCUCUGGUCUCCUAUGCUCGUAUCAUGGGCAUGAUAAAGCCAGGACAUCUGUCCAUGCCAUGGGCUGCCCUCCUGUGCCAGCUCCUGUGGAGAUUGGCUAUGUUGGGAACUAGGAUCAUAACACUAGUUCUGUUUUCCCAAGUCUAUUCCUGCUGGGUCUUUGUUGUUGGAGGUGCUCAUUGGUUAGUGAUGACCUUUUGGCUUGUUGCUCAACAGAGUGACAUCAUAGACAGUACUUGUUGUUGGAGGUUGUUCAAUCUGCUUGUAGGAGCUGUGUAUGUCUUCUGCUACAUUAAUUUCUGGGACAGCCCUUCCAGAAAUAGAAUGACCACAUUUUAUAUAAUAAUGUUGAUAGAAAAUAUAGUCCUUUUGCUGUUGGCCACAGAUUUUCUGCAAGGAGCGUCGUGGGGUACCAUAUGGAUGACAGCAGGCAUUAUGUCUGGAUUUAUUAUUGGCUGUGUCUCACUUAUACUUUAUUACAGCCAGCUACACCCCAAAUCCACAGAAAUCUGGCAAGAAUUUAUAAGGAAGUCCUGCAGCACUAUAGGCAGUGAUAAAACAGAAAAAGAGCCUUCUUCCUUUCAUUGUGUAAACCCAGGUGAGGAAAGAUCGGAGAGCCUAGGCUUGUACCCAGUGGAAGACCCCAAAGUACCAUGCCAGGGAAAUUCCCUUAGCAUAGACUGGGGAGCUUCUGUUGAGAGUCAGACUGUAAGGGAUGAGGUCAUGACCAAAUGGCACCACCACUGGCUGUUAGUGAAGCUGGCCUUAAAAACUGGUAACAUGUCCAAGAUCAAUGCAGCCUUUGGCAAUGACGGCCUAGGCUGUGUUUGCCCACCCAGCUAUGGAAAGACUAAGUGCUUUGGCCCACAAAUGCAGCUUUCAUUUUCAGAGAAAGAAUCCCCUUUUCCUCAUAAACAGCAUGUGACGACAUCAUAUCCGAGUUCCUGGCAAAAAGAUGUCCCAGAAAUGAAAGAGAACACUUUGGAAACUUCAAGUUAUGUCACUCUCUUAAGUAGUCAGCACAGCCACGCACGCUGCCACAACGUUACGCCUGUUGUUGCACCAGAAGGAUCUGGUCUUUCUCUGAAGGAAAGAGGGCCUGUCAUUUUGCAAGGUGACCUUCCAUGGAGUAAAAGCGAUGGCCAGGAAGGUGGUUUCAGAAAUCAAAGCACAGUACCUUGGAGGCAGGAGAAUGAUGCAGAAAGUCCCACCGGACAGCUAGGAGGAGCGGGGAGAGGAAAAGAAAACUCUACAUUCUACUUCAGUGCUACCAUGGAAAGGGCUGCCCCCUAUCACAAGGCUUCCAGGACAUCUCCACAGGUCUCCCUUGAGAAAGUGGAAGUAGAAAAGGAUCAACAAUCCAAGUCUGAUUCUAAUCCUUUGGCAUCAAAACUGUUUCCAGUCACUGUGGCAAACAUCAGCCCAAUAUUGGGCACAGGGACUGACAGGAGUCAGUGUAGUCUACCAGGGGCAUCUUCUGCAGGUUCAAGAUGGGAGGGGCCUCAGGAGCUCUGGGGGGUUCCAGAAAAUCGCUAUUUGUCUGCUGGGACUUGGGUGUCUAUGAUGAGGCGCAAACUAAGACCUUCAGAGGAACCUUGCUUUACAUCCACCCCAAAAUCCGAUCCCAGAAAAGAUGCUGACAGACUGAGUGAAAGGUUAAAGCAAGAAACAAGCUUUUUUUCUGAAUGAAGGUAUGGAAAUCCUUGUAUCAGAAUAUUCCUAGAACAGUCAAGGAAAUGGAAAGACCUCCAAUAUUUUGGAUGGGUCUUCUAGAAAACUCCUGAGCAAGAAGGUGGUGUGAUGUAUACUAGCAGAAAAAGAAUCCACAUCACUGAGACUCCAGAUAUUUCAAAUAUAUUGAAGAGAUGACCGUGAUUAAAAGCAAUUAUAGACUGAUAAUAAAUUUGUAGCACAUGUAUCAGUAACAAUAUUAGAAGUUGUAUUUUUAUCUUUGGACUUUUUAAUUGAAAAACAUUUAACACCAGAACCCUUGCUCUGGCUUCUGUAUUCUGGCAAAUUGUUUUUGUUUAUUCAUCCCUUUCUUUUUUGUUGUUGCUUAAAGUAUUAGACAUCCCUCCAUUAAGGACAAACUAAUAACCAGUUCACAUAACAUAUCCUGAUUCUUUUAAACCAACUUUUCUACACUUCCCUCUCUUUCUCAUUCCCUGAAAAGAGUAUUUCCUAAAUCUGAGAUACUAUAAUCAAACUAAACUUUUAAGAAGCAUAAGGUUCCCUUGACUAGGUAGUUGUGACUAGUUUUUUGGUUUUUUUUUAAUUAGUACUUACAUUUAUUUCAGGUAUGCUGUUUACAUGAAAAUUACUAAGCAAAAUUGGAUUGCAAACAAAUAUAGAAAUACCAUUACAAGCAUUAUCAAAUAACAUAACUAUCAUUAGUGUUGUAAGCACAUUAAUGGAACUGGUAAGGCAGAAUUAUGGAAAAGGCCUGAAGCCCGUGACAUUUUUCUUUUUAACCAAGCCAAAACUCUUCAUAGCACUAUUAUGGCCCUGCUUAUAAGAAACAUAGAAGAUAAGAUAUUUUUAUACUAUUUUUUUCAAAAUCACUUGCUUUGCAUUUUAGUGAAUUUCACUAGUUCUUUUUAAAAAGAACAUAUUUAUUGCUCAAAGGAGGAAGUGUAACAGUACAUCUAAGCAGAAAGCAAGACAGUCUCAUAGAGCCUUUGAUGCUGCCUGACCAUGAUACUAUUAUCCCUAUGGACUUCUUGAGUUUUCCAUCAGUAUUCGCUAUGAGAAAAGGACAAAACAACUGUAAUAACAUUUAGAUAGCAAUUUAAAUAACAAAGUAAUUCUCAUGUAUUAUUUCAUCAUAUCCUUAUAAGGACAAUGAAAUGGGUGCUUUAAUUAUCCCCAUUUUACGGAUGAGAAAACCAAAAAAUUCUAUGUGGAGCAGUGGAAGGAAAGCUGAACUUGGAAUCAGAGUACCUGAAUUCAAACUUGAAUUUGGUGGCCCUGUUUAUAGCUUUUAAUCUCUCGGCCUUAAUUUCUGUAUUUGUGUAAUGGGAGAGCAGAUGACCCUUAAAGGACCCUUCCAGUUCUAGAUCUAGGAGUCUUAGCCCAUUGCACAUAACCUCAAGUAUUCCUAAAGUCUGUCUACUUACCCUUUUAAUCUCCCCACCAUUUACAAUCAUUAGAGACCAUCAAUGAGAAGGAGAAAAGAGCUUAAGUAGUUUGGGCCAUAUUGUAUAACUACAAUUUGGAAUUUGUCCUUGAGAAUGAAAAGCUUUUUAUAGCAGUACAUUUUAGUUCUUAUUGAAUAAUUAUCUGGAAAUCAUGGUUUCUCCUGCCUUUGGAGAGAUGUAAAUCUGUCAAUAAUUUAUUAAGCACCUCUAUGUAUCAAGGAUUGGGCUCAAGGGAUAUUUAAAAAAAAAAAAGGCCCCCAAGUAGCU